Messenger RNA from Cinara cedri, 2676 nucleotides. The record is from the annotation of a GenBank genome assembly. NCBI's taxonomy places the organism in Eukaryota, Metazoa, Arthropoda, Insecta, Hemiptera, Aphididae.
AUGGUUACCUAUAGUAUUGAAUCAAAAUUCAUGGUUAUAUUAUUUAUUAUUCAUAUUGGCCACUCGCUAGAGUUCAAUGGAUUUGAUGACACCAUGUUGUAUAAAAUAAAUUGGCCAGGUAAAACUGAAACUGACAGAAUGGUGAAGGUUAGUUAAAAACAAUGAAAAGUUGAAAGUAACAUGUAUUUCAAUUAUUUGCAAAUUUAUAGCUGUGUGUUAUUAAACAAUAAAAUCAUAAUUGUUAACUUAUAACUUAAAUGGUAUAGUAUUAAAAUUGUACUGGUAGAUAUCCUAAAAAUACAAAUUGUAUAAAUCUAUACUAUUAAAAAUUUAGAUUAUAUAGUAUAAAAAAAAUAUAUACUGAUUUGAUAGUUGCCUAAUAAAUUAGUGUUACAAAAUUAUCAAUGUUAAUUUUUGUUUUGUUAGUAGAAUAAAUAUAGUAACAUACAAAUUUAAUUUCCCAUUUUUUCUGUAUAGUAAGUAGUUACUUUUGGGUAACAAAAAUUAAUGCUCAAAAAAAAAUAUUUAUUAUUAUUGUUCUUUGGCCUCCUAAAUAACCCAAGUAAUUUUAUUCAUUUUGUUUAAGAAAAAUCUCUUUUCAAAUUUAAUACUUUGUGUAGAUGAAACUAAUUAUUUAAGUUUUACAGGCACAAAAAAUAGUAUUAAUUUUAAUAUAGGUAUUUAAGUAAUCUACUGCUAUUUUCAAAUUUCUUAAAGAUUUUAUUUUAAUUUAUUAUUUAUUCAUUAGGAACACAGUGAAAAUACUUUUACUGUGCAAACAGCUAUCGGUGAAACAUAUCAGUGUUUUCUACCAAAUCAUGUUGAAAUUAAUAAAAAAUCUGAUUUACCAUAUGAAGGACCUAGUCCAUUUGAACUACUAUUAUCAUUAUUCUCAAAACAAACUUGUUCUUCCGGAGUAAAUAUAUAAUUGAUGUAACAUUAUAAAUAUUUUAUUCGCUACAGUAUACAUAUAUUUAAAUAGGUUGAUACUUAUUGGAUUUAUGAGGUAUGUCAUUUCCGAUAUGUUCGACAAUAUCAUAAGGAAGGCGAAGGAAAAACACAGAAGGUGCAAGAGUACUAUUUGGGUAGAUGGCAGAUUUUUGAAGGUCUCAAUGAAGGUAAAGUAAUCAAAUUAAUAAUAACUAAUGAUUAUACAUACCUACUAAUAUAAAUUUGACUGUAUUUUUAAUUAAAAUGUAUAGAAGAGAAAUACUUGUACCACUGCACAAAAUGUCUAAUAAUUUUUUAUUCUGACUUAAUUUUUAGUGAAGGAACCAAGAAGAUUUGCAAGUAUAAAUUGUCCUAGACCUACAAAAACAAGAAAAAUUGAUGGUAUUAACUUACCAUAUUUUGAAGCAAACAUGUCUGAUGGCACAGUUUGUGAUGUCAAUGGCCGUCAAAGACAAACAAGCGUAUUAUAUGUUUGUUAUCCUCGAAGUAAACAUCGUGUGUUUUCGGUAACAGAGACAUCUAUUUGUCAAUAUGAAAUUAUCUUUUUAACAUCAUUUUUAUGUAGUCAUCCUUGGUACAAGUUAGUAUUAGAAUUUUGGGGAUAUUAUUAAUCGAAAAUGAUCUUCAUAAAUAAAUGGUGUAUUGAAUAUUUAUUGAAUGUAGACCACCAAACAGUGAUGAAUUGAACAUUAACUGUUUUCCAGUAGACGAUUCACCACGCAAACCUCAACAUUUAAAAUUUCUCCAAUCUGAUACUUCUAAAUUGAAAAAGCAAUUAAAAAUUAUGCACACUGUAAGUUUAAAUAUUUAUAUUUGUANGUUGGCAUAUUAAUAACGGAGAAACUAAAAUACAGGUUAAAAUACAAUCAUCUUCAGAAACAGAAUCAAUUGGGUCAAAAAAAAAGUCAUCUUUAAUAAUAAACAGUUAUGCUAAAACAUCAAUUAAUGAAAUGAAGGAAUUUGUGUUUGGAAAUUUAUGUUUUCAUGGAGUGGGUCAAAUUAUAUUUAAACAAUUUUAUGAUUUUUAUUAAAUAUAAUAUUUCUAUUACAGGACGCUGGUUGGUGUACAUAUGAAAUAUGUUAUAAUGAAUUCAUACAAUUGAACAUAGAAAUAGGAAAACCUGAUAAAAUUGUUACUUUAGGCAUGUUUAAUAUACUAGACCAUAUUAAUUGGUUAAAUAAAAACGAAGAGAAGAAGCCAAAACUUGAUACAAAAGGAAAGAGAAAUAUUUUAUUUCAUUUUUAUUCUUCUGGAUCUAUCUGUCAAAAAACUGGUGAAAAACGAGAGACUGUGGUAAAUAUAACUAUUUAACUUGCUAUUAAUAUUUAUUUAUUUAUAACAAAAAAAACCAAUUACCACUUUUAUAUAACUAAUUAAAGAUACAUGGGUAUAUAAAUUAUCAUAAUACAGAAUACAUUGUAGAGCUUUAUUAACUGUUGUUGGUUAACAUUAAUAUGUUUUUUAUUAACACUUUUUAGGUGCAGUAUAAAUGUACAGAAGAUCAAUAUAAUGAAAAUUUAAUAGAUCUUUAUUUAUUUGAACCAAAACCAUGUAAAUAUGAGUUAAAAAUAGAAUCACCAUCACUCUGUGAAUUAAUAAAUGGGCCAAUUGAUGAAUCUGGAUUAUUCAAAAAGAAGGAUAAGGAUAUUAAUAGUAUAUUAAAAACUAUAUUUGAUGGUGACACGCAAACAAAUUUGAAUUACUUCACAAAAAAAGAAUUGUAG